GCAGCGUAGCAAAUCCAGGCAGCGCCACGCGCGGCCGGGGCCGGGCGGAACCGAGAAGCCGGGACCGCGCUGCGACGCGCCGGCCGCAUGGAGCCUGCCGCCGGUUUCCUGUCUCCGCGCCCCUUCCAGCGUGCGGCCGCCGCGCCCGCUCCCCCGGCCGGGCCCGGGCCGCCUCCGAGUGCCUUGCGCGGACCUGAGCUGGAGAUGCUGGCCGGGCUACCGACGUCAGACCCCGGGCGCCUCAUCACGGACCCGCGCAGCGGCCGCACCUACCUCAAAGGCCGCUUGUUGGGCAAGGGGGGCUUCGCCCGCUGCUACGAGGCCACUGACACAGAGACUGGCAGCGCCUACGCUGUCAAAGUCAUCCCGCAGAGCCGCGUCGCCAAGCCGCAUCAGCGCGAGAAGAUCCUAAAUGAGAUUGAGCUGCACCGAGACCUGCAGCACCGCCACAUCGUGCGUUUUUCGCACCACUUUGAGGACGCUGACAACAUCUACAUUUUCUUGGAGCUCUGCAGCCGAAAGUCCCUGGCCCACAUCUGGAAGGCCCGGCACACCCUGUUGGAGCCAGAAGUGCGCUACUACCUGCGGCAGAUCCUUUCUGGCCUCAAGUACUUGCACCAGCGCGGCAUCUUGCACCGGGACCUCAAGUUGGGAAAUUUUUUCAUCACUGAGAACAUGGAACUGAAGGUGGGGGAUUUUGGGCUGGCAGCCCGGUUGGAGCCUCCGGAGCAGAGGAAGAAGACCAUCUGUGGCACCCCCAACUAUGUGGCUCCAGAAGUGCUGCUGAGACAGGGCCACGGCCCUGAGGCGGAUGUAUGGUCACUGGGCUGUGUCAUGUACACGCUGCUCUGCGGGAGCCCUCCCUUUGAGACGGCUGACCUGAAGGAGACGUACCGCUGCAUCAAGCAGGUUCACUACACGCUGCCUGCCAGCCUCUCACUGCCUGCCCGGCAGCUCCUGGCCGCCAUCCUUCGGGCCUCACCCCGAGACCGCCCCUCUAUUGACCAGAUCCUGCGCCAUGACUUCUUUACCAAGGGCUACACCCCCGAUCGACUCCCUAUCAGCAGCUGCGUGACAGUCCCAGACCUGACACCCCCCAACCCAGCUAGGAGUCUGUUUGCCAAAGUUACCAAGAGCCUCUUUGGCAGAAAGAAGAAGAGUAAGAAUCAUGCCCAGGAGAGGGAUGAGGUCUCCGGUUUGGUGAGCGGCCUCAUGCGCACAUCCGUUGGCCAUCAGGAUGCCAGGCCAGAGGCUCCAGCAGCUUCUGGCCCAGCCCCUGUCAGCCUGGUAGAGACAGCACCUGAAGACAGCUCACCCCGUGGGACACUGGCAAGCAGUGGAGAUGGAUUUGAAGAAGGUCUGACUGUGGCCACAGUAGUGGAGUCAGCCCUUUGUGCUCUGAGAAAUUGUAUAGCCUUCAUGCCCCCAGCGGAACAGAACCCGGCCCCCCUGGCCCAGCCAGAGCCUCUGGUGUGGGUCAGCAAGUGGGUUGACUACUCCAAUAAGUUCGGCUUUGGGUAUCAACUGUCCAGCCGCCGUGUGGCUGUGCUCUUCAACGAUGGCACACAUAUGGCCCUGUCGGCCAACAGAAAGACUGUGCACUACAAUCCCACCAGCACAAAGCACUUCUCCUUCUCCGUGGGUGCUGUGCCCCGGGCCCUGCAGCCUCAGCUGGGUAUCCUGCGGUACUUCGCCUCCUACAUGGAGCAGCACCUCAUGAAGGGUGGAGAUCUGCCCAGUGUGGAAGAGGUAGAGGUACCUGCUCCGCCCUUGCUGCUGCAGUGGGUCAAGACGGAUCAGGCUCUCCUCAUGCUGUUUAGUGAUGGCACUGUCCAGGUGAACUUCUACGGGGACCACACCAAGCUGAUUCUCAGUGGCUGGGAGCCCCUCCUUGUGACUUUUGUGGCCCGAAAUCGUAGUGCUUGUACUUACCUCGCUUCCCACCUUCGGCAGCUGGGCUGCUCUCCAGACCUGCGGCAGCGACUCCGCUAUGCUCUGCGCCUGCUCCGGGACCGCAGCCCAGCCUAGGACCCAAGCCCUGAGGCCUGAGGCCUGUGCCUGUCAGGCUCUGGCCCUUGCCUUUGUGGCCUUCCCCCUUCCUUUGGUGCCUCACUGGGGGCUUUGGGCCGAAUCCCCCAGGGAAUCAGGGACCAGCUUUACUGGAGUUGGGGGCGGCUUGUCUUCGCUGGCUCCUACCCCAUCUCCAAGAUAAGCCUGAGCCUUAGCUCCCAGCUAGGGGGCGUUAUUUAUGGACCACUUUUAUUUAUUGUCAGACACUUAUUUAUUGGGAUGUGAGCCCCAGGGGGGCCUCCUCCUAGGAUAAUAAACAAUUUUGCAGAA
Homo sapiens (human) is the source of this 2340-nucleotide messenger RNA. It is a transcript of the gene PLK3, whose product is annotated as polo like kinase 3. Gene Ontology annotation, biological process: regulation of cell communication; G1/S transition of mitotic cell cycle; positive regulation of protein catabolic process. Bases 88 to 2028 code for a protein of 646 amino acids. The record is from RefSeq and is marked reviewed. Gene Ontology annotation, cellular component: Golgi apparatus; dendrite; nucleus. Gene Ontology annotation, molecular function: protein kinase activity; protein serine kinase activity; protein serine/threonine kinase activity. The transcript is spliced from 15 exons. Lineage: Eukaryota; Metazoa; Chordata; Mammalia; Primates; Hominidae.